This is a messenger RNA of Cricetulus griseus (Chinese hamster), 3733 nucleotides long. NCBI's taxonomy places the organism in Eukaryota, Metazoa, Chordata, Mammalia, Rodentia, Cricetidae. The record is from RefSeq and is a predicted model, not a curated record.
CCCAGUGCUCCCUGAUCUUAUAGCCAAGGAAAUUGGCAGAAAGGAAGCCAGAUAAGAGUCUGGGUGAAGCCAUAGACCUAGUAUUUAGAUGAUACUUUGAGAGUCCAUAGCACCUCUAAGACAGGAUGCUAGGAAACAGGAAUUUCAGGAGUGGGAAGUACUUGUAGAAGUACUGUGGAGGCUAGAACCCAUGACACUGCCCUCUAGUGGGCAGUUUUAAGUCUAGAAAUAAAUUCAAGCCUAAGACAACUUGACCUUGUCCAUUUUCCCUUUGAGUCUGGGUACUUUGCUUUAUAUUAGACCAGGGGUGGGCUGUGUGGCUAGAGGAAGAGUGUGUAAUUUAGUGAACCAGCAUAGCAUCUCGGUUCACUCUUUUUCUCAGGGUACAGCACAGAAGAGGAAAAAUGACCAUUGUGCAUUCAGAAGGGAAGUUUGAGAAAUCAGGGAUGUUUAGUGAUGUUGCUUUGACUUCUCUCAGGAAGUGUGGAAAUGCUUGAAUUCUAUUCAGAGGGAUUUGUACAGAGAUGUGACGUUUGGAAAACUAGAGUAACUUGGUGCCAGUUGACUUGCCUUCUAGGUGUUUGAAUAAGGAUUUGCCUUCAAAUAGCACAUUAAGGAAUCAGAAUGACUUCAAUGGGAAAUGAGUGUCAGGCUCAAAAACUGUGCACCUAAAACUAAUUCUAGAAGAUAUUUGGGAAUCAAAGACAGAUUAGCAAAGGAAGAAAAUUGGAAGUAAUAUUAUAGGCAAGAAAUGAUAACAUAUGACAAAAUGUCCAUUUUUGGCCCACACACUUAUUUAUCUCAGCAUCCACCGGGUUAUUCUACAGAGAAACCAUAUAAAUGUGAGGAAUGUGGCAAAGCCUUCAGACGAGCCUCACACCUGACUCAGCAUCAGAGUGUCCAUACUGGUGAGAAACCCUAUGAGUGUGAGCAGUGUGGGAAAGCCUUUAGUCGUGAUUCUCAGCUAAGUCUUCAUCAAAGACUUCAUACCGGUGAGAAACCCUAUGCAUGCAAGGAAUGUGGAAAGGCUUUUACUCAAAGCUCCCAGCUUAUUUUACACCAUAGGAUUCAUACUGGUGAAAAGCCCUAUAAGUGUGACGAAUGUGGGAAAACGUUCAUUCGAAGCUCGCAACUCAGCCGACAUCAGAAAGUCCACACUGGUGAGAAACCGUUUGAAUGUAAAGCGUGUGGAAAGGCCUUCCCCCAGAAUUCGCAGCUUACUCUGCACCAGAGACUGCACACUGGAGAGAAGCUGUAUGACUGCAAAGAAUGUAGGAAGGUCUUUACUCAGCUCUCACAGCUUCUUCUCCAUAGAAGAAGUCACACCGGUGAGAAGCCCUACGAAUGUAAAGAGUGUGGGAAGGCUUUCAUUUGUGCUUCACAGCUUUCGCAGCAUCAGAAAAUCCAUAAUGGAGAAAAGCCCUAUGAAUGCAAGGAAUGUGGAAAGGCUUUUAUUCGAGGCUCACUACUUAUGCAGCAUCAAAGAAUUCAUACUGGUGAAAAACCCUACAAAUGUGAUGACUGUGGAAAGGCUUUCAUCCGUGGUUCCCAACUUACUCAACAUCAGAGGAUCCAUACUAAUGAAAAGCCUUAUGAAUGUAAAGAAUGUGGAAAGACCUUUAGUCAUGGCUCACAACUUACUCAACAUCAGAGAAUUCAUACUGGUGAGAAACCCUAUCAGUGUAAGGAGUGUGGGAAGGCCUUUAAUCGUGGAUCACUCCUUACUCGACAUCAGAGGAUUCACACUGGUGAAAAACCCUAUGACUGUAAAGAGUGUGGAAAAAAUUUUAGUCGGGGCUCAGAACUUACUCAGCAUGAGAGAAUCCACACUGGUGAGAAACCCUAUGAGUGUAAGGAGUGCGGCAAGUCUUUUAUUCGCAGCUCACAGCUUACUCAACAUCAAAGAAUCCAUACUGGUGAAAAACCGUAUGAAUGUAAAGAAUGCAGAAUGGCCUUCACUCAGAGCUCACAUCUUUCUCAACAUCAGAGACUUCAUACUGGUGAGAAACCCUAUGUAUGUAGUGAAUGUGGCAAAGCCUUCGCUCGUGGAUUACUACUUAUACAACAUCAGAGAAUUCAUACUGGUGAAAAACCAUAUCGGUGUAGGGAGUGUGGGAAGGCCUUCAUUCGUGGUUCACAGCUCACUCAACAUCAGCGAACUCACACUGGAGAAAAACCUUAUGAAUGUAAGGAAUGUGGGAAGGCCUUUGGUCAUGGCUCUCAACUUACUCUACAUCAGAGAAUCCAUACAGGUGAGAAGCCCUAUGAAUGUAAAGAAUGUAGAAAGGCCUUCACUCAGAGCUCACAUCUUUCUCGGCACCAACGGAUUCAUACCGGUGAGAAACCAUAUCAAUGUAAAGAAUGUGAGAAGGCCUUUACUCGUGGGUCACAAUUAAUGCAACAUCAGAGAAUUCAUAGCAGUGACAAAUCUGUUGACUGUAAAGAAUGUGGAAUAGACUUUAGUCAUCAUUCACAAUUUUUUAUUUGAGUUAACUUAUUCUUUUCCAUUAGCAUAGCUUUUCCUGGUCAUCAGUGAAGAACUCUUACGAAUGUAAAUAUAGGACUCACAAAGUUCAGCAUUUGAAAAUUUAUAUGGGAGACUAGAAAUGCUGAUAUAAUUCACAUAGCAAAGUCUUUUGUUUAUAACUGUACUGCAUUUUAUCAAAUUAUAAUAGUGAUUCUGUUACUGUGUUAUAGAAAGGUCUUUAGCAUAGAAAAAGUCUGUGUCAUCAUUAUUGUGGUCCUAUGAGUUCAUUUCCUUUGUGACUUUUUUUUAUAAGUAACCUUGCUUUGAUUUAAUCAUUUGUAAGGUAUAUCUAAGACUAUUUUUUUCAUCUCAUGUUUAAUUAUGUAAAAGCACUUAGAACAGUGCCUUGAACAGAGCAUAUCAUAAAUGUUAGGUGCUGUUUUCAUUAUUGUGAUUUUAGAGAAUUUACAUGAAAGGAAGGAGCUUAUCAGUGUAGCUAAAUUAAGAAAUCUUUCAUUAAUAUUUGUCCUAGACAAAUUACGUGGGUGGAUGGCAUUAUACACUGUCAUCAACAUGAGAAGGCAUUAACUCAAAUCUCACAUAUUUAUUAUAAAAGGAAAUUUAUAGUAUGAAGAAACCCUUUUGUAUUGGUGUCUUAUUGAGCACCAACCACUGUUACAGAAUUUAGGAGAGAUGUGAUUGGUUUGUCACAAAGCCCCCACACUUAUGUUUCAACUCUUUGACAUCAACUCAAGAAUAUUAUUUAUAAAUGAUGAGCUAAAUACUCAGGACAAAUCUAGGAAAUAAAAAAAAACUUGAAUAUGUAGUUUGUUAACUGAAAGUUAAAAGCUACACCUAUAGAUUACAUUUCAUUUACAAUGAAAAAACAGAUGUGUUUGUAUCAGAGACUGGUGUUCUACUUAAUUUUCAUUUCCCUUUCAGUCACAAAACCCUAGACAAAAAAAAAAAAAAACACCUAUCUCAGUCUCCAUGGCAGGUCAACAAGAUGUAUUUGUAUGAGUAGAAUAUUUAAGAAAUCCUUCCCCUCUGUUUCUUUUCCCGUCUUAACACUCUAGGCAUCUGAGGUGGAGCCCAGAUAGCCUCAUGAGGAUUUUGGAAAUGGUAUCUGGGUGUUAUGGAUGGUGGAGUCUGCAACCCUGCUGAUUUUGUGAACAGUCAGAAGUCUGACUGUUGGAAUUCCAAGAAUUCCAACUCUUCUCUGUCUAUAUAUUUCUUUAUUUUAAAUUAAAGUAACCCUUUUACUUA